GCUUUGAAAGAAAACGCUAAACCUCAUCUUUCAAAGCACCAAAUAAAGCAGGGGAAGCCAUCACAAAUUAAAGAUGGACAGGAAAGCCUCUUCCAUCAUCUUCCUCGCUUUCUGUUUGGUUGCAUCGGCCUCGGCCUUCGACAUCCUGAAGCUCCUCCAGAAGGACUCCGAGCUAAGCGAGUUCAGCAAGCUCCUUAAGGAAACCAAACUCGCCGAUGAAAUCAACAAACGCAAAUCCAUCACAGUCCUCGCAGUUGGCAAUGGUGGUGUCUCCGCCCUCUCCAAUGUGUCCCCCGAUGAGGUCAAGAUGCUCUUGAGCGCCCACGUGGUGCUCGACUACUUCGAUGAGCAGAAGCUAAAAGGAACGGUCAAAAAAGAGCCCAUAACCGUGACCACAAUGCUCCAAGCCACAGGCAAGGCUCAGAACCAACAGGGAUUCAUUAAACUCGGCCUCGUCAAAGGAGAGAUCGCUUUUGGGUCAGCAGUCAAGGGUGCUAACCUGGAUUCCAAGCUUAUUAAGUCUGUCACUUCUCAGCCUUCUGACAUCUCUGUGCUUAAAGUCAGUUCUCUUAUUGAGAUUCCUGACCUUGGUUCUGCAAGCGCCCCCAAGAAGGCUCCAUCACCAUCUGAAGAUGAUGACACUGCUGCUCCGGCACCAUCUGAAGAUGAUGACACUGCUGCUCCGGCACCAUCUGAAGAUGACGAAACAGACUUCUCAUCGCCACCAGAGCCCGAAGACUCACCAACAGAAGCACCAGAGAAUGCACCAGAGAAAUCACCAGAGAAAGCACCAGAGAAAGAGAAACCAUCUGCUACUGCUCCUGCUCCCUCGGCUGCUUCGCGUGUCGAGAUGGCUCUUGGUGCCGGGCUCGUAAUGGGUUUGGCUUCACUUUUGGCUUAAAUUGAGGUCCUCCCCGUAAAUUGAGAAGAAAACGGGAAGAGAACGUACCUUGUUUUCAUGCAAGAAUUAUGUUUUAGAAGGCAAAUGCAACUUUUCUCAAGACAUAGAAAUGGAAGAAGGCGUUUAAUUCAUUAA
Messenger RNA from Rosa rugosa (rugosa rose), 1036 nucleotides. Its product is annotated as fasciclin-like arabinogalactan protein 3. The transcript has a single exon. Lineage: Eukaryota; Viridiplantae; Streptophyta; Magnoliopsida; Rosales; Rosaceae. The coding region runs from base 74 to 901 and encodes 275 amino acids. The record is from RefSeq and is a predicted model, not a curated record. Gene Ontology annotation, cellular component: plasma membrane.